AUGGUGCGCAUCGCAGCAAGUGGCCAUGAGUGCACGCUCAUGGGCAUGCCUCUUGAGAUGCGCCGCAAGAUCCUGCAAGAACUUCUCACAAUUGACGCAAACCACAAGACCCUGAUUGUACCCCCAAGCACGUGUUAUGCCUCUGAGAGGUACAGCGAAAACGAGUACCAUGAGGCCGCUGUGAGACAACAACACACUUGCACACUCCACAGCGGUAUCAUGUCGACUUGCAAGCGAUUCUACGAAGAAGGGCGAGAGAUACUCUUCGAGGAGAACGACUUUGUCGCGAUUGUGGGAAAUCAAAAGCUGUUUUUUGACGCUAUGGCAAAGUGGAAUGUGCAUACGCUCUGGUACGACUUCUCCCCGAGCAUCACUAUCGCCUACAAACCAACCGCGGACGAUCCGAUGAUGCGAGGAGCACCAGUGCUGAUCCCUGCCCGACACCUCUCCUUAGCUGUUCUCGCCGUACUUGGGGUGCACCUGAGUCUCCCAGAGACCGGUCCCAUCGAGCUUUAUUUCCACACCAAGAAUGGAAAGAACAUAAUUGGUGGCAAACAACCAUUCACGGUGGAGGAGCUGCAAAAGAAGAUCUUCAUCUGGCUCGGCAAGUACUCAAGUGGCUUCAGAUGGUGCUGGAGUCCGGAGGCGCUUGACGAGCAAGAGAAGCAGUCUCGCGCCGAAACGGAAGCGAAAGUUCUCAGGGCCUUUCAGGAGACAAAAGCCUACUGCAGCAAGCAAGCCGUUGAAGAGAGCGCCAUGUACGACCACCUUAGGGGAUUUGUCGUCGAGAUGGACGCGUGCCUCGAUGAGGACAAGCAAGCAGAAGCCGGGGGCCAUCGUCGACAUAGCACCGUCGAAGGCUUAAGUCGGCGUACACAGUAA
This is a messenger RNA of Cladophialophora carrionii CBS 160.54, 882 nucleotides long. RefSeq lists its product as uncharacterized. Lineage: Eukaryota; Fungi; Ascomycota; Eurotiomycetes; Chaetothyriales; Herpotrichiellaceae. The coding region runs from base 1 to 882 and encodes 293 amino acids. The transcript is spliced from 2 exons. The record is from RefSeq and is a predicted model, not a curated record.